CUCCAGCCCGCACUACCCAUGACUACAAGCUCCUCCUCCUCCUCUGCUCUCCCCCUCGAGACCAAGCGCCUUCACUACCUCGCGCUCCAUCCCAUCCUCGGCUACCAGCCCAUCGAUCUCAACAUCCCCGUCUACUACUCAGCCGAAGAAGCCGCUGCCUCCUUCCCCCGCAAGCCUUCUACUCAGCAGCAGUUCAAGGUCGACGCAGGCGCCUGGAGAGCAACCGUGUGGAUACUGGGGAUGAACAUCGCGUCGAGCAUGAUAGUAGGGGCGAUGGGGAUGGCAGCAAGCUUUUGUCAGUAGGGGGAUGUAAAUAGUUGUGAAUGAAAUCAAGUCAAG
Molecule: messenger RNA, 339 nt
Organism: Guillardia theta CCMP2712
Lineage: Eukaryota; Cryptophyceae; Pyrenomonadales; Geminigeraceae
Exons: 3
Coding region: 19-303 (94 amino acids)
Source: RefSeq, a predicted model, not a curated record